Molecule: messenger RNA, 2919 nt
Organism: Amborella trichopoda
Lineage: Eukaryota; Viridiplantae; Streptophyta; Magnoliopsida; Amborellales; Amborellaceae
Product: ent-kaurenoic acid oxidase 2
Biological process (GO): brassinosteroid homeostasis; brassinosteroid biosynthetic process; sterol metabolic process
Molecular function (GO): oxidoreductase activity, acting on paired donors, with incorporation or reduction of molecular oxygen; iron ion binding; monooxygenase activity
Source: RefSeq, a predicted model, not a curated record
AUGACUCGUAGAAAUACCAACAACCAGAGACUAUUUUCACACAGUUACAAUAAGAAGAGAAAAACGCAAUUUCAACUAGAUUUCUUCAGUUUUAUCUCUCUACGAGAACCAUCAUCUUCCUCCUUGUGACCCAUAAAACCCAUGAUGCUAUUAAACACCGAAGCCCCACCUUCAUGUUGCUCUGCAACUCAUUCAAGGAGGCCAUUAGAGGAGCUCACUGACCCUUCAGAUGUGCCCACACAUCCCUCUGUUCUGACUCUCUAACCCACCUGAAAAUUCCCCUUCUCUCUCCAAAGACCCCAUUUCCCAUGACGCAGUUUGCCAAAGAAAAUGAUGGCCACAAGCAAAAGACAGUCGAAACCAACGGAGGCCUCAAAGUGCUAAGGAAUCUGGAUGCCACAGGAACUAAAGAACAAAGAGAGAUAGGUCGGCUGUCUUUAUCUCUUUUUUCUUCGAAAUGAGUUGCUUUUUCACGCUCCACUGUUUACUUUUGUUUGGAGAAAAUCUAGAGAGAGAGAGAGUUUUUGAAUUUCUACGGCGUGGGUCGGAUUAAUCCCCACAUUGAAGAGAUGUAUAGAUUUUCAGGUAAGAAAAUUGCCUGUCCGGUCCAAAUCCAGUUCUCAGGAUCUUAAGUAUCCUUUGCGAUAUGGGUCGGGGUGCUACAAAUUUGGACUCGUAAGGUACGGGUCCACAAGUAAAAUUUGGGUUCUGUGUGCGGGUCUGAGUCCAAUAAGAUCCGACCUAUGCCCCACCCGUUGCCGCCUAAUCGAUUUUUUAAAUAGUGAUUAUUUGCUCCAUUUUCUAGAUGCCUCAGGCAAGCCUCAAUUUUUUAUACUGUCUUUCUGGACAGAGAGAGCACUCAAUUUUUUAUAAUGUUUUUCUCGACGACAAAAGGAGAGAGCAGUGAUCCCACAAGGAAUCAAAACAGAAUGGGAUUGGACCUGCUGCCUAGAGAGAGAGUGCUAUUUUGUAAUCUAUAUUUUAGUGACAAAAACGUGCCAAGAUUACAGUGGGUGAGGUUCUGUCUGGUAAAGGUUACUGUCAAGGGAAAACAAGACAGAACGGGAUUUCAAUGGAAACCGUGGAAUCUAAUGAUGAGUCCUAACAUGCAACACAUAAAUAAACCACCCAAGCAAGUGAGAGAGAGAAUAAGAAUGGAGUUGGGCGACUUUCCCUUGGUUACUGCAAUCAUUGCCAUUCUCAUACCUUUACUUUUAUGGCUCUUUUCGAUCAUCAAUGACUGGAGGUAUUGCAGAGGAUUAGAGAAAGAAAGAGAUGGUCACAGGGUGCCCCCUGGUUCAAUGGGCUGGCCUGUUAUUGGGGAGCUUCUUGAUUUCUUAUGGUGCUUCAAAUUCACAAGAAGGCCUGAUGACUUCAUAGCCAAAAGAAAAUCGAGGCAUGGUGAUAGUGGAAUUUUCAGGACCCAUUUAUUUGGGCAACCUUCAAUUGUUACGUGCUCACCAGAGAUGAACAAAUUCGUGCUCGGUAGAGGGACUGAAGAUGGGAGUUUCGGUCCGGGAUGGCCCUCAUCUCAACUAUUGGGAGCCUCAUCUAUUACAAUGAAAGAUGGGUUAAGCCAUAAAAGGCUGAAAAGAUAUUUCAUGGAUGCUUUUAACAGCCCAAGAGCCCUAUCUAGCCUGCUGACUAAUGCACAGCCCACUUUCGUAGAGUUCAUGGAGAAUUGGGUUUCAAAAGGGAGGAUUUCUGCAUUUGAAGAGACCAGAGCUGUAACAUUUGCAAACAUAUGUGACAUACUAGCAAGCUUCAAGGAAAAGACCCUCUUAUGCACCAUGGAAAGGUUCUACACAGGACUCAUGGCCGGAUUACGAGCAAUGCCGCUUAACUUCCCCGGAACAUCAUUCCACCAUGCUCUCAAGUGUAGGAAGAAACUCACUGACAUUUUACUUAAAGAAAUAAAGGAAAGGAAAGAGAAAAGCAUCCAUAAGACAGACUUCAUGCAGGUUUUAUUAGAUUCUACUGAUGAGAAUGGAGAAUAUUUGAGUGAACAAGAGAUUGUAGACAACACUGUCUCAUUCAUUCUGGGUGGUUACGAAUCUACCUCAAAUGUGAUGACAUGGGCUCUUUACUACUUGGCGAAAUAUCCCACUAUCAUGCAAAAGCUCAAGGAUGAAACGUUGUCAAUCCGGGGAAAGAAACCCAAGAAUGGUCUUCUCUCAAUGGAAGACCUAAAGGCAAUGAAGUAUACCACCAAGGUAGCUGACGAAGUAAUCCGCCUUGCAAAUAUCUCCCCCUUUAUAUUCAGGAGAGUUUUGAAGGAUGGUAUUGUUUUUAACGGGUACACGUUUCCUAAGGAUUGGAGAAUUCUUGUUUGGAUUCGAUCAAAUCACAUUGAUUCUGAAUAUUUUGAUGAUCCAUUAACAUUUAAUCCAAAUAGAUGGGAUAAUUUUAAGCCCAAACCAGGAACACAUAAUGUUUUUGGACAUGGUCCUAGAUAUUGUCCUGGUAACAAUUUCGCAAAGCUUCAAGUAAUGAUGUUUCUGUAUUAUGCCUCUUCUAAGUACAGGUGGGAGCUCAUAAAUCCUAAUGCAGGAAUAACAUUUCUACCUCACCCAAAGCCAGAUGAUGGGGUAGAGAUAUUUUUCAGCCAUGCUUUAUGAAUAACUGAUUCACAAGAGGUCUACUUCUUUAUAGUCGUAUAUUUGAAUGGUGUUUGUAUACAGGCCUAUUUUACCAUGUACCAUUAGAAUGGUGAGCCUAGAAUUGUAUAUUCCAAUUCAUGUAUGGCCUUAAUAGAGUAGAAAGGCAUAUCUGGAUUCGUGUAGCUUACUCCAAUUAGUUGGGAAAAGGAUUUGACGAUUAGUGUAGCCGACUCCAAUUAGUUGGGAAAAGGAUUUGAUGAUGAUGAUUAUUAUACCUAUAUGUUACAAUGCAUUUACCAGUUUGGAUAUUUCCAUCAUU